Messenger RNA from Sander lucioperca (pikeperch), 2847 nucleotides. RefSeq lists its product as uncharacterized. The record is from RefSeq and is a predicted model, not a curated record. The transcript has 21 exons. NCBI's taxonomy places the organism in Eukaryota, Metazoa, Chordata, Actinopteri, Perciformes, Percidae. Bases 112 to 2838 code for a protein of 908 amino acids.
AUCCCUUAUCCUGUCCAUAGGUGGAAGCCUGUAGAGUUAAUUCCCGUCACAAACUCUUUAAAAAAACGGCAAAAACAGGGACUGUGUCACCAGUGUCCUACCUCUUGUGCCAUGGGUUGUUUAGUUGGAUUGUGGUGGUUUACUCUCCUAUUAGCUGUUGUAAAUAUAAAGGCUCAAAAGAAGCCCUCUAUAAAUAUCAACUCAAAAUGCUUGGGGAACGUCAUGCGUGUGGAUGUCGGUCCACUUGGAGGAAAUCUUCUUGAAGUGUCCGGUGUCAUCAAUAACUCUGCAAUCCUCUUUACACCAACAUUAGCUUCUAUGUGUGGCUUCAGCAUGAAGAUAGACCCUCUGGGAAAUGCUAUGAUUUAUGCCUCCCUUCAAAACUGUUUUGCUCAAAAUGUGGACGAUAAAGCAUUCACAACAAAGUUAAAUCUUCGUCUGCACGGGAAUCGGAUGGUUGAAGACGAGCUGUACCAGGUGGCUGAGACCUGCCACUACACUGCCUGGGCCUCCAGGGAAAUUGUCUGUGUCCACAACUAUAUAGAGGUGUCUGUGAAGAGGUCAGCUCCAGAUGAUUAUGCCCUGCCUCAACAUCCCGUCUCAGGGGCUAAUUCGAUGUUUCGUGAUGUUCGACACGCUGCUAAGAAACAACCCAUAGAUGCAGGAUUCAGAAUCACAACACUCGUGUUCUUCACUCCCAAGGAGAGGAUCAUGAAUGUCCCUGAGGCCCAGCGCAGAGGUUAUGGGAUCGUAAACACCCCUACAAGGCUGGUUCUGCGAAUCCCAAAGACUUCACCUGAAAUGUACACCCAGAAUGUAGCCGGUGUGCCUAUGAUGGUGCUUAAAACUUCAGUGAAAUUUGAAAAGAAGUGGCUGGUGACUCAAAUCAAUGCAGAAGCAGCUUGCCCAAUACUGGAGGGUAGUGUUUCUUUCACUCCAAACACAAUCAGCUGGAUCCUGCCGAGGCACAUUGACUCUCUGAUUUCCUCUGGUCAAUCUAAACUGUUGGAGGUGCACAUGGGCGUCGAUGGCCAGAGGCUCGACACUGCUGAGAUGGCUGCCAGACAAUAUGUGUUGUCUGUCAAUGAGCAACACAUCGUCAUUGAAAUUCCUGUUGGGGCUGUUGGUGGCCACUUUAAGAGUCAUGUUCAGGAUGGUCAGUACCUCACUACUUAUACCAUUGAGCUGAUGCUCGAGUUGCUCUGGACUGAAGACAACACUCACGAGGACACACGAUACAAAGUCCUCCUUCCCAUCACGACACCAUUUCUGUCUCGUCCUCUGCAAGUUAUUGACAACACUGUUCCCAAUGAGCAGAUAUUUAAGGUGCUGCUUGGGCCUUUCAUCUCUGAUGUGGCACUAAUGAACAUCACCUUCCCCUAUGAGGUUUUGUCGGUGGCGGACAGCAAUGUCAGAGGCUUUAAUAUCCUGCAGCACAAGUCCCGCAACAGCAGCUCAAAGGUCUUUACACUUGAAGUGCCCUUCACGGACCCUAGCGUACUACAAAUGACAGAAAAGGGCAUUACAGUCUACUCUCUUCACCUGACCUUUGGCUUGCUGGUCCUGCCAGAGUUUGCUCCAUUUUCUCUCUCUGCUUAUCUGGAAGCUAAAAUAGAAGACAUAGUUCCUCCCUCUGUCUCUGGUGGCUGUGAUGAUCAAAACUUUUAUGUCCUUGUGAAACACGGGACCCACGGCUUCAACUUUCAGACCAUAGUAGGAAGACAAGUGUUGACUCCGGACUUGGCUCAGCAGUACGGCUUCAUGGACAAUGGAACACACUUCAGUUUUAAAGUACCAUCUUAUGCCCCCAUUGUUGCGAAAGAGGCUGUUAAGGGGUCCUCCAUCAGAAGCAGACUCAAUGUGGCUCUGAAGAAUCCUGAGGCCAACAAAAAUAUCAAAGAAUUCUCUUUGGCUUGCAAUUUCUUCUCAACACUGACUGAGUGUUUUCCUAAUGGAACCAUGACAGCUUUGGCUAUGAAACUGGAGUCAGUUCCCAGUCUAAACCCCAGGCAGCUCACCCUCAGAGACCCCCACUGUGGUCCCUCCUACAGCAAUGACCACUAUGCUUAUUUUGUCUUUACUGGAAACUCCUGUGGGACGACCAGAAAGUUUUUGCCAAAUAUGAUGAUGUAUGAAAAUGAAAUCUCUGUGCCAGAUGAACUUCAAAUGAAAAGGGAAUCAAAUAAGGAUGAACCAGAGUAUCAUCUAAAGGUUUCUUGUCAUUAUGACAUCAACACAAACCAUGCUGUGGCCUUCCUCACCAGCCCUCGCACAAGUGAACCAUAUGCUGAAAAUGCAAGAGGAGAGUUGCAAGUUGAAAUGAGACUUGCUUCAGACGACUCAUACAGAGCAUUUCACAGCGUAGAUGGUCCCAUCGCAAAGUACCUACAACAGCCGCUGUAUUUUGAGGUGGAACUGAUGAGGUCUACAAACCCCGAGGUUUCAUUGGAGCUUAUGUCCUGCUGGGCGACGCUGGAGAAUGACAAGAAAUCCCUUCCCAGAUGGGACAUAAUCAUUGAUGGCUGUCCAAGCCCAAGGGACCCGUACCAGGUGAAAUUCCAUCCUGUUUUUCCUGAUGGCAGAGUUCAGUAUCCUUCUCAUGUCAAGCGCUUUGAGGUCCCGAUGUUUGCCUUCGCCGAAGACAAAGAUAACUUGAGAAGCAAGCUCUUUUUCCACUGUGACGUGGUGCUCUGUGAUGCCAGAAAUCCAGUGGGUAGAGCUUGUACUGGGCAGUGUUCAAACCCGGACUACACAAUAACAGGUCAAAAACGUGCUGUUUCAGAAGGCCAAAGUUCCGAACACGUGUCAUCAGGACCCAUAUUUAUUAAAAGAUUUUAAAAGAAUUUA